This is a messenger RNA of Blepharisma stoltei, 2745 nucleotides long. NCBI's taxonomy places the organism in Eukaryota, Ciliophora, Heterotrichea, Heterotrichida, Blepharismidae. The record is from the annotation of a GenBank genome assembly.
AUGUUUAAGUAUCCAUAUUUUCUUAUUCCGUUAACAGUUAAUUAUUAUUUACAAAUGUUAGGUCUGGAAACAGAGAGAAAACUCGCCCAACUGCUCUACAUUUUAUCACAGGGAGAAAAACAAGUUGAAGCUGCACGGCAAAAUCUGUGCCAAAACCGAGAAUUUGAGCCAUAUAGUGCCUUUAAAUUCCUAGAUCGAGCUGGUCUAGGCUCCAUCUCCCUUAUUGACGUUUUAAGCUUUUUAGAAAGAAACCGAGUUUAUUGCACAGAACAAGACUGCCAGCUAUUAAUAAGACAAUAUGACGCCAAUUCUGAUGGGCGGCUUUCUUUAAGUGAGUUUACCCAGCUUGCUCUCCCCAGCGCAAAUCAGCUUUUACGAGACCUCACACAAGCAAGACCAGCUUAUCCAAGAGUUUCUUCUGACGUGGAGUAUUUAUUGAUGAGGCUUUUUGAGACUGAAAUUCAGGUACAAAGAGAUAUGGAGGAUUCCAGGAAAAAUUUGGCUGAAAGAUAUGAUUUUAAUUUAAUUGAUGCGUAUAGGGCUAUUGAUGUAAGGAGAGGCUCAGGGUUUGAGAGAGCUGAGCUGUUUAGCUUUAUGAGGAGGCAUGAAUUUAUGGUGCUAGAUGAAGAUAUUGAUGCAAUUUAUAGGAGAAUUGAUAAUGAUGGGGAUGGGAUUAUUAGUUAUAGCGAAUUUGUGGAUGGGCUAUUGCCUGCUAAACCUGUGAGGGGGAGCUUGAGGAGCUCUGCAGGAUUUUCAGAAGUAAGGGCAAGCUCACCAUUGAGGAGGUCACCAUCAAGGUCUUCACCGUUGAGGGAGUCUCCAAUGAGAAGCACCUAUACAUCGUCACCUUCUAAAAGUUUUUAUGAGCCAAGGGCAAGUUCUCCAUUGAGAAGAUCGUCGCCUAGCCGUAAUGAAAUUACUUAUCAGUCACCUAGAAGAAGCUCCCCAUUAAGAUUUUCACCUUUAAGAAGCUCAUCUCCUAGCAGAAUUGAAAGCAGUUAUCAAUCAAGAUCACCAUUAAGAAACUCUUCUCCAUUGCGGAGAUCAUCUCCAAGCCGAACUGAUUCUUUAUAUCAGUCUCGGUCACCAUUGAGAAAUUCUUCACCUUUAAGAUCAUCUCCAUCUAAAAGUGUGUCUUUUUACCAAAAAUAAAUAAAAUGGAAGUAUGAAGAUUAAUUUCAAUAUUAUUUUAAAUAAUUAGGAUUAUGUGCCUCAAGACGGAUCCCUAGAAAUGUUACAGGACUAAAAAAGGCAAAAUAAUAUAUAUAAGAAAUUAAUUUUUUUACCAAAGUCCUGAAAAAAAUUCAUCAAUUAGAAGCCCAGAAAAAACAUUUAGCAGCUCAAGAAGAAGUCAUUCUUCGGCCAAAAAAUCUGAUUAUUCCUCACCAAAUAAAUCACGAUCCAGAAACGGUAAAUUAAGCUACUCAGAAUUCAGCAUUUAUGAAGAAAACGAGCUAGUCAGCAUGCUGCAAGAACAAAUCAGACUUAACAGAGAUCUUGACAAGCUAAAAAUCGAGCUCAGCCUCAAGCCCGACUUCAAUCUUGUCGACGCCUUCAGAAUUUUCGAUUUAAAUGACAGAAGCGUCAUCAUAAUUAAAAUAUGGCCUACAGCCAUGCGUCUUUGAGCGCAUAUUUUAUUAUAUUCGGCAAGUUUUUGCCAACCCCGAAAUAGGUAGCUCUACUAGGUAUAGAAAUUGCCCGAGGAUGGCUCAAAAUAGCGCCAUCCUCGGGCAAUUUCUAUAAUCAAUUCUGAUAAUGCACAGAGCCUAGCCCUCAGGAAGGGGAAGCUCAGCAAAGUCUAUAGGAAAUGCCUAGACCAUUCGAGCAACUCUCUAGCGCGGAACUAAGAGAUACGCCUCGGGCUUUAAAUUUUUUCUUUUUGCCUCGACCAGAAAUUCCAAUUUUGGGGUAAACUUUCCUUUAACACAUCUUUAACACAUGCAGAACGUGGCAGAAGUUCAUAUCAUUUCCUCUCAAUAUUGAAGCCGUAAAGGCAAGGAGGAGACGGAGAUAUAGAACUCUACUUCACAGAUGUCAUGCGUCAAGCCAUGAGAAAGGAAAGGCGGUGUUUGAGCCUUAACUCUCCAGGUGAAUCAUCCCAACUCAAAGAAUUUCUCCUGUCAACGUUGCACCAAUAAGGUCCUUGGUGGCUGCGUUAUCAAUAGUCAGCAGCCAAACCUGUAAUAAGUUUAAGACAGAAGUGCCAUCACCACUUUAGACGUAGAAAGCGCAAUCCAAGAAAUGGCCCCUAUCGCCCUCCGUGACGAAGUAUACCUCCUAAUCCGUCACUAUUCUUCUCUCCAAGACGGCCAGUUGCGUUUUUCUGAUUUUUCAGAAAUGUUUACACCUAAACAAGAAGACUACUCAAGACUUUUGCGGAAUCGGCAGCCUUAUAACGUAAGUUUUGCCCAGCGUCGACGAGUGUUUUCCCGUGACACCACUUCUUUGUUUAUUGAUGUCCUUAGGCUUCAUUUAGAUGCUGAAAGGGUUGCAGAAAGUUUGAGACAAAGAUUGUCAAGAAGGCCUGAAUUUAAUAUGCAUGAAGCUUUUCAGGCUAUCGACAGGGAUAGAAAUGGGUAUAUUACGAUUGAUGAAUUUAAGGACAUUUUAGAAGAUCACAAUAUUUUUGUUAAUAGAAAAGAUUUAGAAGCUCUUAUGCAGAGAUAUGAUAAAAAUAAGGACGGAAGGGUGAGCUAUUCUGAGUUUGUCCAAGAAGUGACACCAAAGUCUCCUAGGAAAUAUUAA